AAUAUUUCUAUUAUAUUGACUAUCAAUACAACAAAAGCCAUACAUUUUGACAUCAAUUGGACACUAAUUAGACAUUAAUUAGACAUCAAUUAGACAUUAAUUAGACAUCAAUUAGACAUCAAUUAGACAUCAAUUAGACAUCAAUUAGACAUCAAUUAUGGCCGAUCUUAAAUCGGAGAACGAAGAGAACGAGACAAAUGGUGAAGAAGACGAUGAAGACUUGUCUACCAAUGAUGACAACCAACACGUGUCGGACAAUAGUGACAAUCAGUCGAUGUCGGUGUCAAACGUGGGUCGAAAACCAUUGCACGGAAUGCCUUGCAGUCUCAAGACGUUAGUCAACGAUAAAAUACUUGAGCCUAAAGACGGAUCCCUUUCUAUUGAUUAUAUGGGUGCAAAAUUUAUGGCAGACCUAUUGCCUAACGGAACCAUUAGAUUACAAGAAACUAAACAAGUAUUUAUGAGUCCGUCUUCGUGGGUGAAUCACUGCCGAAAGUUGGUCAACGGUGACGCCAAACUGGGCAGUGCCUGGUCUACCAUAAGAUAUAUGGGCAAACGUCUCGACUCUUAUAAGCUUCGGUGGUAUAGAAAGCAAAAGAAAAUAACGGGAAGUAAUUCAUCAGAUUUUCCCGUCGAUACAAAACCAGGAAUAUCAGGCAUUUCGUGCUCUAAGAGUGUUCAAGUAAUUAGUGAUUAUUCAGAGAUCGAAAAGUGUGGAAAUAAAACUUUAAAAGAUGUUAAUGUUGUCGAACAUCGAGUUUUGGGCAAUCGUUCCGACUCUUUAAAGAUGAAUGUUAUGGUUAAGUGUCAACCAUUUGCAGCAAUGGAUCGGAUCCAACCCUUCACUAUAACAAUAUCGACAAAUGCUUUACUUUUAAUUGACUUUCAUUGCCAUCUCAUAAACACUGAAGUCGUCGGUUAUCUGGCCGGCAGUUGGGAUGUGGCCACACAUAAUCUGGCGAUACUUCAGGCCUUUCCCUGUAGAAGUAAACUCACGGACAGAGAGAACGCAGCGCUCGUUGAGGAAGAGAUCAAACAAGCGAUGGAAAGAAGACAUUUGAAUUUGAUUGGUUGGUACCACAGUCAUCCGAAAGCUGUUCCCCAACCAACCAUUAAAGACAUUGAAAGUCAAAUAGAGUAUCAAAUUGCUAUGAAAGGAGAGAGUGAUUCUUCAUAUACUCCAUGUGUUGGACUUAUAUGUUCACCAUUUUAUGAGUAUAACGAUGGACUGUCGGCCACAUUCCAGGUGUAUUGGGUUAUGCCUCCACCCGAAACCCGACCCAAUGAAUACGGCAAACCAAUGCAAAUGACUUAUACAAUAUCAAGAGAUUCAUUUCUUACACAAGACUUAUUGUUAGAAAUGAGACUUUUGGCUCAUUUUUACGCCGUGUCUAAAGGUUUUAUUGAUUUCAAUAAGGAUUACAAAAAUGAAAACACAAUUUGGCAGAAACUGCAGAUAUCAUUAAAGUCGAAACUACCUCGUGAUCUAUUAGACAUUGAGGGUCAGUCAGCAUCUCAAGCACAGGUCCAACAGCAAGCAUUGUCUCACUUUUGGGCUUUUAUUAAAGGACUUCUCAUGCCUUAAUUGCGGUCCAAGAGUUUUAUUAAUAAAUAAUUAAAUUCAUACUUAAUUUACACAAUAACUUAAACAUUUUUUUAUUGCAAUUGUCAAUCAUUGAUCAUUACAUAUAUAAUCAUUAUUUAUUGCUAUUUACAUAUAUUUACUUUUGAUUUUCAGAUUUACGGUCAAAUACUUAAUUUAUUUUAUGUAAGCAAUCGAUUACUUCAUUAUCUACCAUAUAUGGUAUAUAAACAAUGUUUAUUAGCAAAUAUUGACUUUAAUUUAAAUUUAAAUGAUUUUAUUUAUUAAUC
Molecule: messenger RNA, 1872 nt
Organism: Oppia nitens
Lineage: Eukaryota; Metazoa; Arthropoda; Arachnida; Sarcoptiformes; Oppiidae
Product: MPN domain-containing protein-like
Exons: 5
Coding region: 158-1585 (475 amino acids)
Biological process (GO): double-strand break repair
Cellular component (GO): BRISC complex; BRCA1-A complex
Molecular function (GO): polyubiquitin modification-dependent protein binding; metallopeptidase activity
Source: RefSeq, a predicted model, not a curated record